AUGUGCCCUCAUUUACACAAAUCACUGUUUGACGCUAUGCCCGAAAAGAAGCAAUUACUCUGGAAUACUCGUUCCCUGUUGGAUGCAGGAAACUACAUACUUUGUUUGCAUCCUUCAUGCAAUUAUUUUGGAAAUACCAAAGAAUACGACACUUAUCAUUGUCAUCUUCAUCAGCAAGGAACAAAACAUGCGAUUGUACUAAAGUUAUCACCGUUACACACUUUAGAGUUAUGGUGCAACUCUUGUGUAAAAGCCGUCGGUUUUGAUGGCUUUGCUAGCCAUGUAAAUCAAGGCUUAAAAACUGAACACUACUUUAUGAAGAAGCUUGUACAAGAGAUUGCAACAUUUGAUCCAGCAAAAGAUAGUGAUGUAUUGCAAGCUUGUAUCCAAAAGGGAAGACAAAGCAUUGAGUUAAGCUUAUACCAAGCUCAAUUCAGAUAUUCUAAUACGCACAUUGUCGAUAAAGAUUGGUAUGAUGCUUGGUUGUUGUUCAUUUCAGGAAAGUCGACUAUAUGCCCUGGCUCAUUGACAAAUGAGAAACUUUUUAUUUCGAGUGAAAAGCUGGAUCCGACGUUGACUUUGGGCAAGGAUUUUGAAUUGGUUGGGAGCUUAACUCGCUGGUACAUUGAAAGAGUAUAUGGCAUCAAGGAUAAAAUUAUAUCUGCCAACGACUUACCAAACGAUGCUGAUUAUUGUAGAAUGAUUCACAAAAUCAAAAUUAGACAGCAAAUCAACCAAGCGAAUAGAUACCCACCCGACAUUACUAUAGAAUAG
This is a messenger RNA of Mucor velutinosus, 774 nucleotides long. RefSeq lists its product as uncharacterized. The transcript is spliced from 4 exons. The coding region runs from base 1 to 774 and encodes 257 amino acids. Gene Ontology annotation, molecular function: cysteine-type deubiquitinase activity; zinc ion binding. NCBI's taxonomy places the organism in Eukaryota, Fungi, Mucoromycota, Mucoromycetes, Mucorales, Mucoraceae. The record is from RefSeq and is a predicted model, not a curated record.